AGUGAUUUUCUUGAAAAAUAAUGAUGUCCUUGAUGUAAACAUGCUAUGCUCUAAAAUGAAGUACUGCUAUCCUAUCAUAUUGUGUGUAUACUGUAUAUGUAGAGUAAGUACUAGGUGUGUAGUACUGCUAUACAGACAGGAGAGUAACAGAGACGUCAUCUUGGCCGCGUCCAGUCAAGGUCAUGAUGAAGUAAAUAGUGGUGGGGGGGGGGGGGGGGGGUGUCCUGGCUGUCCCAAAGACGGAGUGUUCCUGUUGGUGAGGGCGUGUGAGCAUGUGGUCCGGUGGCGUCCAAUGGCGAGGCUGGAAGCAGCCGACGGGACCCGGCAUCAUCAGCAUCCGUCCUGGCAGCACCCCACCCCCCCCCUUCACUCCCUGUUUCCCUCCCUCCCCGAAGGAGAGGAGAUGGGUUGUGGGAUGAGGAUGCAGCAGGAAGCGGACGCAGCGGGGACGCAGGCAGGAAGGAAGGACGGAAGGACGGGUCGGCUGUGAUGUAGGAGAGCAGCAUCAUCAAGGAGAGUGAAGGAUGUUGUCCACGGCGCAGCAGAUGCUGCAGGACAGCCGCUCCAAGAUGGAGCUCCUGCGGCUGCACAUCACCAAAGCGGCCCAGGCGGGAGGCGCCGCCGACGCCCGCCUGGCCGAGCUGCGGCGCUACAUGCAGCGAGAGCACGCCGCCUUGGAAGGGGCCAAUGAAGUCCUCGGGCGAACCACGCCGGACCACGAGGCCCACACGGAGGCUCGGGUUCGAGCACGCGAGUCCUCCCAGAGGCUGGACCUGCUGCGUGCGUCCGUGGAGGCGUGCCUGCGGGACGGGGCGUCUCCGGACGGGACGGUCGGAGGUGGCGAAGCGCUCGGAGGAGCCGUCCGCUCUCCGGUCCGAGGGCGCUCGGCGGCCAUCUUGUCCAGCAGACCCGCCUCACUAACGGGGAAGCUGGAGGUGAGGCUCCUUGGAUGCGAGGACCUGAUGUCCCCUCCGACUCACGUGGCCGGCGUCCCCACGGAAGAGGAGGACGAUUCCCCUGGCGCCGCGAUGCCUUCAGGUACGAGCGGCUGUCUGUCGGUGUCCCAACCAGAAGGGGCGGAGACCAGCGGCGUGCUGAGGCUGGACGGCAGGGUGGUGGACAGGACGCCCUGGGGGCCCGUGGGGAAGAUGGCCUGGGAUCACGCCUUCUCCAUCCACCUGGACAGAUCCCAGGAGCUGGAGGUGGACGUCCUGUGGCGGGACAGGAAGCGCGUGUGCGGCCUGGCCUUCCUGCGACUGGAGGAGCUGCUGGACCGGGAGAAGACCUCCUCGGGGGUGUGGCGUCUGGAACCGCGAGGCCUCCUCCACGCCCGGUUUGACCUCGUGGACGUGGCGGUGGAGCGUCAGCCCAGACUGAGACGUCAGCCGUGUGUUUUUACCAAGGAGAGAGGUAAAAGAUUUGUGCGAGCGGCUCAGCUGAACAUGAACUUUUCCACGUGGGGUCACCUGAUGAUGAGCGUCCUUCCUCGCUACGCCUCCUUCAGCACGCUCGGCUCCGCCCUCGCCGCCAGGGUCGCGGCGUCCGAAGCAACGGCGCCGAGCGAGGACACGGCCGUCGUCAGAGCUCCUCCCAGCCAGCAGGAGGCGACGCGGGACAGGAUGCGCAUGGAGGACCUGCAGUACGUGUCGGUGCUGGGUAGAGGUCACUUUGGGAAGGUUCUGCUGGCCGAGUUCAAGAAGACGGGGAAGCUGUACGCCGUCAAAGCCUUGAAGAAGAGCGACAUCCUCAUGCGGGACGAGGUGGAUAGCCUGAUGAGCGAGAAGAGAAUCUUGGAGAUGAUCAACGUGUCCCGCCAUCCCUUCCUGGUUCAUCUCCACGGCUGCUUCCAGACGGGCGAGCACGUCUGCUUCGUCAUGGACUACCUUCCCGGAGGGGACCUGAUGAUCCACAUCCACAACAGGGCCUUCAGCGAGGCCCAGACCAGGUUCUACUCGGCCUGCGUGGUCCUGGCUCUGGAGUUCCUGCACCUCAACAAGAUCAUCUACCGGGACCUCAAGCUGGACAACCUGCUGAUGGACGCCGACGGCUUUGUCAGAAUGACCGACUUUGGACUUUGUAAAGAAGGGAUGGGACACGGAGAUCGGACGGCCACCUUCUGCGGCACGCCCGAGUUUCUGGCGCCGGAGGUCCUCACGGAUGACGACUACACACGGGCCGUGGACUGGUGGGGGAUGGGCGUACUCAUCUACGAGAUGCUGGUGGGCCAGUCUCCCUUCCUGGGCGAGGACGAGGAGGAGGUGUUUGACAGCAUCGUCAACGAUGACGUGCAGUACCCACCAGCGCUUCCCGCCGACGCCGUGACCAUCAUCCAGAAGCUGCUGAAGAAGAACCCGCUGAAGAGGCUCGGCGCCGGAGAGAGAGACGCCAGCGAGUUGAAAGGAGAGGAAUACUUUCAGGACGUGGACUGGGACGCUCUGCUGGCCAAGAAGGUGAAGCCUCCUUUCCUGCCGUCCAUCAAAGAUUGGGCCGACGUCAGCAACUUCGACGAGGACUUCACCAGACUGCAGCCCGUCCUGUCCCCGCCCGCCGAGCCCGGGGUCCUGUCGGCCGAGCAGCAGGGCGCCUUCGCCGACUUUGACUUUUGCGCGGCCGAGGCGGGAUCGGCGGCCGCCGACACGGACGCUUCCAGCAAUUCUUCCGCUCGCUUUGACUGACCCGAGAAGCGUGACAAGCUCCGCCCACUGCCGCGACCCGCCACGUGAACUGCCGCAUGGCCACAGAGCCAGAGCCGUCCUGAUAGAUGUAGUCCAUGCUCCACAUGUGCUUUAUUAAUUUCAUAAGGGGGCGUGUCCAUGAGUAAAGGCCGUGGCUGUGAACGAAUGAAACGAAGCAUCUACUUCCUGUGUUGCCGUGCGUCCCGUGCGCGUACCUGGAGUCAGACGGGGUCGUGGGUGUUCCUGUGGUAGACCUGCUCCCACGCCACCGCCCCGCAGGCGCAGAAGAAGUCCCACAGGUUGCAGAGGACGCCGCGGUCGAAGGGGUUGUCCUCGUCGGCGCGCUCCCUCAGGUAGGCGAUCCUGUGGCGGGACAUGAACUCCCAGGUGGUGCGGUUGAUGGACACCAGGUAGACGUGGCAGCCCAGCAGCACCGCCACCACCGCCGCCAUGACGCCCGCCACGCACAGCGCCGCCAGCAGGAAGCCGUUGCCGCGCAACCACGACUCCCAGGUGCCGGAGGGGGAGAUGCCAGACCUGCCGUGGGGACAAGGUGCGUUUGAGGGAGGCGGGCCGGGUGAGAGCGGGCGUCGGCGUACGUACAGCGCCACCUGCAGGGCCCACAGCAGCGCCAGCAGCUGCACGGCGAGGUAGACCACGAACCAGCGGUGGUUCCUCUCGCCCACGCAGUUCUCGAUCCAGGGGCAGUGGUGGUCGAAGCGACGCACGCAGCGUUUGCACGUCUGACAGUGCUUGGCUCUCAUUGGCUGCUGCUCCCACACACAGGAAGACAGACACCGUGGAGUACAUUCAACACGUAUCCGCCAUGCUGCUCUCUUCUACGCCCCCUACCUGCAGCAGACAGAAGCCGCAACGCCGUAGACGAGGCGCCGUGGAGGCCUGAGGCAUCAUGGACUCUGUCUCCAGAUCUGAAUCCUACACACGACACGUGCACACGCGCUCUUUCAUCAUUGGCCACUGUUCAAAUCGUCCAUUGUUUGUCUAUAGGUGCACUGUGAUUGGCUGCUAAUGCUAAUGAAUGGGAAACUGCAUUUGGGGGUCUCUUGGUGGGUGUCCCUCACCUUCACAGUGUCAGAGAGGACGAAUCCGGGGUCCAUGAGGGACACGGCAAAGUACAGGAGCACUGAAAGCACCACCAGGAGGAAGAAAAGAACCGGAAGCAGCAGUUCCCCACGCUCCUCGCACUGACGCAGAUCUGCACCCAAUACAAGACCAUAAACAUUUCAUCGCUUUUAUUUUGUAUCAAAAGACUAAUGUAAACACUUACCAGUGUUGUGUACGAACAGAAUCAGGGUUAUAACCCACGUUAGUACGGUAUGUGAGGCCCGAACUAGGAACCCGGUCCGGAACAUGUCCUGAACCGUUUUCGUCUUACAUAUAAAUCAACUAUCUGAACACUUUUCAUUCAUGUGUGUUCAUUCAGCACACGGCUAGCACGCUAGCUAGCUAGCUAACCACAGGCCCCGCUUCAAGCUUUUACACGACAUAACCCUGACGCAAAGGUAAAGGCAGUAAAAACAAAGUCGUUGUAUUGGCUUAGUUAUAUUUCAUUUCAGCUAACCGCCGCGCAUUUGUGAGCUUAGCGCACAUUAAGCGUCCUUCCACUUCCGUGUUGUCGUACGGGUACCUGCUAGCUAGCGAGCUAACCACGGGCUUCGCUUCCCGCCGUUAUACGAUAUAACUGUAACGCAAAUGUGAAAGCUGCUCGCUUAAAACAUUAACUCAGUCUUUGCUUAGUUCUAUUCUAUGUUCUUAGUUCUAUUUGCCGCUCGUUUGUGAACUAAAACGCGGCAUUGUUUCAUCGCAUAUUAAGCGUCCAUUCACUUCCGUGUUGUCGUACGGGUACCUGCUAGCUAGCGAGCUAACCACGGGCUUCGCUUCCCGCCGUUAUACGACAUAACUGUGACGCAAAUGUGAAAGCUGCUCGCUUAAAACAUUAACUCAGUCUUUGCUUAGUUCUAUUCUAUGUUCUUAGUUCUAUUUGCCGCCCGUUUGUGAGCUAAAACGCGGUAUUGUUCAAUCAUCGCAUAAUAAGCGUCCAUCCACUUCCGUGUUGUCGUACGGGUACCUGCUAGCUAGCGAGCUAACUACGGGCCUCGCUUCCUGCCGUUAUACGACAUAACUGUGACGCAAAUGUAACAUUAACAUAGUUAACAUAGGCUGAGUUCUAUUCCAGCUACUUGCCGCCCGUUUGUGAGUGAGCUAAACGCGGCGCUGUUUCAACGCAUAUUAAGCUUCCCUCUACUUCCGUGUUGUCGUACGGGAACCCGCGAUGGACAAAAUACGCACAGGCCAAAUGGCACUUUAACACGUGACACCGCUUUUUGUAUUGCCCCGUUAAACCUCCAAGUGUCCAAUAUAGCUGCUCGUCUUGAAUAUAAAAUUAUAUACUUGAUCAUUAAGAGUCAUAAUAAGCGUUUGCAGGAUUAAUUCGGAUUUUUAUGUGGUUCUUUUCUGCUUUAGAGGCAGCAUUGUGUAGCAGGUCCUAUUGACAGUCAUUCCAAGUCACGUGACACAAGCACGGUUGAUGACGUUUCACCAAAGCUUCUAGUCAUCUCCAUAAAUGUGAAGAAUGUUUGCGCUUGAAUCAGCAGGACUCCCGAGACAGAUUUAACAAGAUUUUGCAUUUAUUUGCAUGAAAAUAGCUCUUAAAAUACUAAAAAAAAAUAAUAAUUCUCUCCAAAAGAAGAAUGUGUAAUACCUGGACUGCUGUGACAUUCAGAGGCUCUUCCAGCAAAGAUUAAAGUGCAAUGUGUUGCUCAUUCUUUUUUUUUUUUCUCUAAGCCCUUGAGUCACCAAGUAGGUGGGGGGGGCUUCUCCCCCCCAUAGUGAUAUUUAGGAAGCAUGAUACAUUAGUGUCGUCCGUCCCCCGUGGAUCAAGGCCAUUCCAGAUA
Molecule: messenger RNA, 5590 nt
Organism: Doryrhamphus excisus (bluestripe pipefish)
Lineage: Eukaryota; Metazoa; Chordata; Actinopteri; Syngnathiformes; Syngnathidae
Source: RefSeq, a predicted model, not a curated record